GGCUAGAUUCGCCACCACGUCGCGCUAUUCAAUUUCAAAAAGAGUCCACAUGUGAUCUUCGUGCACUUGAAAGUUGAUAAGUAGUACUCCUCCGCACUUUCUAAAUUCUCCCCCACCCUCUCCCUCUAACAAACACCACCGCCGUCCCAUGUUGGCCGGAAUUUCCACCACCACCACCACCUCCCGUUCCUUCUUCGGCCGGGACCCAUUCGUCCGGCCCAAACCCAAUUCCAUUACCACUCCCACAUACUGGUUCUCUCUGCCAAUUCGCCCGCACGACGCAACGCUCCGGUGGAGACGGAGGUCGAAAACAACGGUCUGUGUCGUCGUCGUUAGGGAUGAGGAAUUGAAUAACGGGGAUAGCCAAAUUGAAACUCCGAAAGAUGACGAGGAGGAGGAGGAAAUCGAGAAGAGAAUCACGGCCGCACGCGUGGCGGCGAGGCAGGACAGGAAGAAAUCGGAGCGGUUCACUUACCUUGUAGCGGCGGUCAUGUCUAGUCUUGGUAUUACGUCCAUGGCUAUCAUGGCUGUUUAUUAUCGGUUUUCUUGGCAAAUGGCGGGUGGUGAAAUCCCCCUUUUGGAGAUGUUUGGCACAUUUGCUCUCUCUGUUGGUGCAGCGGUGGGAAUGGAGUUUUGGGCGAGAUGGGCUCACAGAGCGCUGUGGCACGCUUCCUUAUGGCACAUGCACGAGUCUCAUCAUAAGGUCAGAGAAGGUCCGUUUGAGCUAAACGACGUUUUUGCCGUAAUAAACGCCGCUCCAGCCAUCGCUCUCCUCUCCUACGGUUUCUUCCACAAAGGCCUUUUUCCCGGUCUCUGUUUCGGAGCUGGUCUUGGAAUUACGUUGUUUGGGAUAGCCUACAUGUUCGUCCACGAUGGUCUUGUCCAUAAAAGAUUCCAGGUGGGUCCCAUUGCAGACGUCCCUUACCUCAGAAGAGUUGCUGCAGCUCACCAGCUCCACCACACAGACAAGUUCAAAGGAGUCCCAUAUGGGCUGUUCUUGGGACCUAAGGAACUUGGGGAAGUGGGAGGGAAUGAAGAGUUGGAAAAGGAGAUUAAUAGGAGGAUUAAACUAUCCAAUAUACGGUGUUAAGUAUUCGAGGUCGAUAAAUCAAAAGGUUUCGAGUUACAGUACACUUUUUUGGACCAUGAAAGGGGAGACCGAAGAUGGAGGAGUUGUUGGUGUACCACACGUAAUGUUUGGGGUUGAGUCUUAUGGUUGCAAGCAGUAACAUCUCCCAUCUCUAUCUCAGUACUGCUUAGGUAAAUAAGAAAAAUAAAGAUAUACUGUAUUACAGAAUUUAAGUGUAUAAUCAUCUUGCUUUUACACCAUUCUUUGUAUUUUGAUGGUUUUAAAACAAAUGAAAAACAAAAAAGAUGUAGCAUGUCAUUGUAAGUUGUAACACAAUCAGAAUUGGAUGAAAAUUUGGCAUCUUGCU
Messenger RNA from Rhododendron vialii, 1436 nucleotides. Its product is annotated as beta-carotene hydroxylase 2, chloroplastic-like. Gene Ontology annotation, biological process: xanthophyll biosynthetic process; carotene metabolic process. The record is from RefSeq and is a predicted model, not a curated record. Gene Ontology annotation, cellular component: chloroplast. NCBI's taxonomy places the organism in Eukaryota, Viridiplantae, Streptophyta, Magnoliopsida, Ericales, Ericaceae. The coding region runs from base 149 to 1090 and encodes 313 amino acids. The transcript has 7 exons. Gene Ontology annotation, molecular function: beta-carotene 3-hydroxylase activity.